CCAAAAUCUACAAUGUCCUGUCAGCACUCUGCCGGCGACGGCCUCAACCCAGCCAAAGCAGCCUACGAAACAGCCACCACAUCAUCCAUGUCAUUCACCCCCAUCAACCAGAUCCAUCAACAUCUCUGCGGCCUCCACAUCUACGCCGACGACCCCCUCCGGCCCGUGCGCGCCCAUCACUACUGUACGCACUUGAGGAAAGACCUGCAUCAGUGUGUUAUUUAUGAUGGUGAUGGGCCGGGGGCGAGGCUUAUUGGCGUGGAGUAUCUGAUCCCAGAAGAGGCUUUCCAAGCCCUACCCUCAGAAGAGAAAAAGUAUUGGCAUUCCCAUAAAUACGAAGUCGACUCGGGCAUGCUCGUCCUUGGUACAAAGUCGCUCGUCCCCGAUGCAGUCACCGAUAUAGCCGAACAGCCCGCUAUGAUGGAGUUACACACGACGUAUGGUAAGACGACGCACACUUGGUACGACGCCCCUCCUCUUCCUCUCCCCUCUUCCUCUCUCCACCCUCCUCCCUGGCUCCUCGCCCAUCUCCUGCAAGUCGAUGGGUAAGCUGACGAAAAAAUGAUAAGGCAAUACGAUAUCCACCCAGACCUCCCCCUCGGGCCCCCAGCGCUGAUGAUGGCGUAUACUGACGACGCCCAGCUUGCUUUGGGAGGAGGGAAGGGGCAGGAGGCUUUGGAUGCGAGGGAUAGGGAUCUGGGAGUAUCAACACUCGCGAAACGUCAAGUUCGACAGAACUACCUUGCAGAGGAGGAUUUGGAGAGAGAGCCGGUCGAGGGGUGUGAUGUGGUUUGGAAAGGCAAGUUGGGGAAUUGGAAGUUUGUCGAGAAGGAAUGAAUGAAAGGAAAGGGUCCAUUUUGUACUGGCUACAUACUCAAUGCAUCAAAGAUGUGCGCUAGACAAGGAUAAGAGAGCAGAUAGUUUGAAUAUCAAGCCUUCGUUUCUUUGGUCGAGUAUGAGAGUGAUGAAGGGGGCGGAUAUUCUCCCAUCUGGUCUGAGUUUGUUGCUUAUGGCAGGUCUGAAAGGUGUCAUAGUGGGCGGAAGCUUGCCCAUGUAGUACCCGACGAAAUCUCAAAGGUCGGCCCUCCAUCCGGG
Molecule: messenger RNA, 1095 nt
Organism: Cryptococcus amylolentus CBS 6039
Lineage: Eukaryota; Fungi; Basidiomycota; Tremellomycetes; Tremellales; Cryptococcaceae
Exons: 6
Coding region: 13-549 (178 amino acids)
Source: RefSeq, a predicted model, not a curated record